AUGUCUGAUCAGAAAGAAGACCGUAAUAGUGACCAGGACGACGACUUUCAGCCGCCAACAAAGAUGAGACGCAUUGGUUCCAAAAAGGUUACCACUAGUACUAGCCACCUUGACAGCAGAUUUGCUGAAAAGACGAGUACGGACAAAGUACGGGAGUACAGCAAGGGUACGGUUUGCAAGAACACGACUGCCUGCAACAGUUGGGCGAUGCGAACAUUUGAAGCAUGGAGAAGCAAUCGAAACAAGGAUGCUCCACAAGAAGAGCAGGUACCCACAGACAUUCUCUCAACGAAGGAUUCACAACUUUUGCAAGAGUGGCUAAUAUGCUUCCUACUGGAGGCGAGGAAGACCAACGGUGACGAGUAUCCUCCAAAAACUCUCGUACAAUUGGUGUGUGGGCUACAACGUGUACUUCGAGCUCGGCACAGAAGCGAUUCGUUUAAUUUUUUCGACAAGGCAGACCAUCGUUUUGAAGGUUUGCGCAAUGCUCUUGAUAAAGUCUGUCGAGAAUUACGUCAAGAAGGACUAGGAACGAUCUGCAAGAGUUCCAGUGUAUUCACUGCUGAAGAAGAAGACAGUCUAUGGAAGAAGGGAGUAAUUGGGUUAGACACACCUGUAAAACUACUGAGGGCAGUAUUCUUUUAUAAUGGGAUAAACUUUGCUCUUCGAGGUGGUGCGGAGCACAGAAGCCUCAAAUGGAGUCAGAUACGCUAA
Corticium candelabrum is the source of this 714-nucleotide messenger RNA. RefSeq names its product zinc finger MYM-type protein 2-like. Lineage: Eukaryota; Metazoa; Porifera; Homoscleromorpha; Homosclerophorida; Plakinidae. The transcript has 2 exons. The record is from RefSeq and is a predicted model, not a curated record. The coding region runs from base 1 to 714 and encodes 237 amino acids.